AUGAGUCGAAGAGAACAGAAUCUCGCCUCGUCAAUCGCUACAUACUUUCAAGAGAACUGGGUUAUACGCGGAAAGUUGUCCGGCGCAACGCGCUCGAGAAGCUUGCUUCCCUCUCAGCGAGAUCCGCUUCCAGCACACCAGGACACUCCGACCUCGCGCAGUUAUGCAAAAAGUGCAUACCAAAUCAGUCCUCACGGGGCUUCAAUACUCCCCACGAAACCCCGCCUUCCUGAACUCGAAGUCCUUCUUGCCCUCUGCAAAGCCGCUCCUCUGGUCGGAAACGUCGAAACUGCUGAGCAGUUGCUAAAACAACUGAGUCCAUACCUCGUUGAAUCACACUCGCAGAUAAUUUCACCGUCACCGGGCCUUCGACAACUCAGCCCUUCACCAUGGGAGAUUCUCACGAGUAGCCUUGCCUCGGCGUUGCUGGCGAUUGGCCUCAAGUAUGCAUCACUACGACCCGCCGUUACCUCCGCUAUAGAACAAUACAUAAAGGAGUGGACAUCUGUCGCCAGUUCGAUUUCCGCAGAUCAGUUUGACGAUGACGAUCGCGUCGAGUAUGCGGCCGACGGCGAACUUGCAAACGUCAUGUCUCUCAGCAUGUCGUUACUGGGAUUCUUAGAUGCUGCAUCAAGCUAUAUUAGGUUCUGGACAGGUGACGACAGACUGCAACUACUUGACUCAAUUCGCAGUGCUCUCACAGAGAAGUUUACGGUUGCCUUCGAAGCAGCCCUGUCCGUGGUUCGCAAUGCCCACUCUCCGCAGCGUGGGCUGAAGGACUGGAAACGUUACGGAAAGCACUAUGCCGCGAUGGGCCGUCCACUAGGGUCCAUGCUACUACACGAGAAAUUCAUGCAGCUCGUCGUGGCCUCUGCGUCUUUGAUUGCAAUGCCAUCUGGCCAAGAAGUUCAAGAGCCGAUUUUGGACUAUCUAUGCAAAGCCAACUUGAUGUCCAAAGUACCAAGAGACCCCUCGGAAGUCACACUCUUGGAAGGCCUAGUUCAGAUUGCUAUGGACGAAAUGGAACGCUUGCAAAAUGACCUAGACUAUUUACAGCGAGUUGGGUCUGCCUGGCAACAACGCUUAGCUUCAGCCGUGAAAGGGAAUGUGCUCGUCACUUUUCUUUGCUGUGCUGUUCGCAACGAGGAUGUCGCGGACUCUGAUGUCCUGGUGACUUGGCUAGAAAACACUUUGACCGAUCCGGUGCAGAUAGCAGACACGAACUUGGCGUCGGUAGUAUUGAAAUCCCUCGCAGUCCUCGCAAGAUUAUCGCCUUCUCUCGCAGCGGGCCUCAGCAGAUCUUUACCCCGGGUUAUCGUCCAAGGCGGUUUAGACAGUCGCACAGCUGCUGUUGCUGCAGAAUGCUUGGCCUCUGUCCUCAAAAAUCUACCCCAGGAUGCUAUAAUCACCACAUUAUACAGCCUCGGUAAUGUUCUUAGUUCUGGGUCGGUCUCAGAACACGCUCCUAACCUGUUGCUGUUACGCAGUAGCACCAACAAACCGCAUCGACACACGGGCUUGUACAGCCAUCAGACCGCCGGAAGCGCAAUUUCUCUUACUCCAAGCGACAUAGAAGAGCCUUCGCAGGUGUACUCUACAAUUAUCCAAGCGGUAGGUGGAGUUGCUAGAACAUGCAAGGAUGAAAAGAUUACAGCAUUGGCCCUGUCAAUGUUGAUCCAAAAGAUCGGCCGGGUGAACCGGACGGUUGACGCCAAAAUCAUCAUGGAAUCCGCCCUCCUAGGCAUACACAGCGGGUCAAGCGAGCUUCGAUCACUUUUGAAGCUUUACGUCAAGUUGACUCACGACGCUCUGAUCGAAGACGAUACUGCUACUGUUGACGCUGUCUUGCAUGCGAGAAACUCCUUGGCCAGAGACAUCCAACCUAGCUCUACAGCCUUCGAGAUCUGCCUAGUACACUUGCUCGAGACGAUCAUUAGCAAAGGCGACGCGCACGAGAAUGCUAACAGCCAUAUUCCUGAUACUGAAUUAGCAGCUCGAGAGAUAGCUCAGUUGCUGGCACCGUUAGCCAUACUGGUAUCAAAGGAGCCUGAGAAUACCGAGCUUGGAAAAUAUCGCGAUAACAUCGCAAGCCUACAGCGUGAUGCGUGGUUCAACAUUGUCGUUCACGGCUUCAACUUCAACUCGCAGCUUGGCAAGAAAUAUCACCUGGAACUGCGCACACUAGCAACUUUCAGUCAACCUUUGAUCGCUGAAGAGCGGGUUGAUCAAGUUGAAAGCGAUGUUGAGCUUAACACUGUCUUGAGAAGGGGCAAAGGCCCAGAGCAUACUGUGGAGCAGAAACAAAACCUGAUCAAGCUUCUACCGUCUUGCGAAACUGACAUCAAAUCGCUCAAUCAUUCGGAGGUCGUUUUUCUUAAUACGGCCUAUCUUGUCGAGGAUCUUCGAGCAAGUGCAGGAGACUGCACGAAAGCACUAGCGUAUUUCCUCGACCCAAAACUACGAAGUGGUGCCAUGGGCAACUGCAUGUUGGCCAUCGCAACAUCUAGUGUCAAAACCUACGUCUCUAAGACCGUAUCCGGCAGUUCUCCACAAUUUUCGACUCCUUUCCUUGCACAGCAGCUUGCCACCAUCUUCGCAGGGUGCUGCCACCGUAUAACCAGGGUCCAGGAUGUUGCCAUGCAAUGUGCAGAUAUCAUCAUCAAAGAAGCGCCUUCUACAUUGUGUCAGAAAACCGCUCUCUUCACUAUUCUUGAGCUACUAUCGAUCAUGUGGUCUAGCUGUCUCGAGUGCGAGACGGACGAAUAUGAGUGGACAUCUACCUUCACCUCUUCGAGAGAACCUGUCUCCGUAGAACUAUCCGAUGAUUACGACCUCAGGCGAACCACGCUGAACACUUUCCAUAAAAAGGCCAGAAGUUGGGUGCUUCAGGUUUUGAGUUUGGCACCCUUGGACAUAAAGGGAUUGUUACAGACUUACCUCUCUGAAUAUGAUGAUGAAGGAGCUUAUGGACACGUCUCACUGGGUCGUUCGUUCGCUUUGGAAAUGGGAUCUAUCAUCCCCUCGACUGAUCAACGCCUCGGCGCUAUUGAACGGCACAACGACCUCAACAUCAAUACGGCAUCCGAUUUCAUAGCCCAGUACACUACCCGUCAGGAAUACCGAUUUAUUGAUGGACUUAAUGAUCAAGAUGAAGAGUGGUUGAAAUUCGGCAACACCGGUUCGUUUGGUAUUAAAACCCAAAGGCGAAGUCUGACUGACCACCGUGACCGAUUGACAGGCCGGUCCUCCUUUGUUCACCGGAGCAUCGAAGAUGCUACAAAGCUGCUAACAGACCUCGAAAGCAGAACCCUUAAUCAGAAGCAGGUAUCGAUUGCAGAGCUACGAGACAUAUUACGACGGGCAGCCGCUUUGUUGUGUAGAGUCAAGUGUGAUCAGACAGCAAUUGUGCAACACCUAGUCGGAAUCCCUUUUGCAGUAUUCACCAAGCAGUCUAUAAAGCUGGGUAUAUCCCUUUGGAUGAGCGUGAUAAAAGAGAAUCCUCGCAUGGAAUCACGAAUCCUGAUUGCAAUUACGGAGAAUUGGGAAGCCACCGUUCGUCGAAAGCGGGGCAUGUUCAGUGAAGCACUACGGCUCUUGGAUCCCUUCUACGUAAAACAAGAGUUUGCUCCGUCGGACAAAGAUGCGACAGUGAAGCGGCAACAACAAGCGUACAACAUAAUUGCCCCACACUUUCGACUCUUGCAAUUCUUAUCAAGCCACUUCAACGCUACCCGCUUGGGAAACCCUGAUAUCGAAAAGGUGUAUCAUCGUAUGUUGCACGUGACCCUUGAUAGCAUAAAAGCGUCUCCUGUGCAUCCGCUUGCCCGAGAAGCUCAUUUCCAUAUCGUGCUACUGGGUCUUAGAGUACUUCGUCACUGUACAUCUCUCCGUGAGAACUUCAAAUGGAGACUCAAGGACCGGAUCCUGACUGCCGGAUUGGCAUGGUUUGCCAAGUCACCUAAGUGGUCUUUCGGUGGAAACCGACUUCAAAUCAAAGCAGAAACUCACGUUCUGGCUGAUGUACAAAACUUGCUGCAAGCAAUUUCUCAUAUCGGCAGUAAGGCAGAAGGCCCUUUGAAGUCCUUGCAAGGUAAACAAGAGCUCUUGUCAUUACUCGUUGCAAGCGAGCAGACAAGACUGAUGGUCUGGCUGUUCCCGCUUGACUAUGAAAAGAAGCACCAUUUCACAUCGGGCCAGCAUAGCAAAACAUUGACAGAGAACGCAAUAUCCGGGUAUCUCAAGACAGCCUGGGCCGAAAACCCUUCACUAGCCGUACAUUUAGUGCAACGCUUCCAAUCUCGGAAACUAUUCGAAGAUGUCCGCUGGCUGCUCCUAAAUUUCCCACAGAAGGUUCUAAAUGAACCCGAGUCUCUUGAGAUACUGCUUGGCGUGGCAUUACCGAGCGAUGUCUCCUUCCAGCUCAAGUACUUGCUCUACUGGGCUUCGGUAAACCCAAUCACGGCGGUGACGUAUUUCCUGCCAGCCUACGAAAACCACCCGUUCAUCAUCCAAUACGCUAUGAAAGCCCUCGAGAGUCAUUCAGUUGAUAUUACGUUCUUCUACGUCCCUCAGAUAGUGCAGACUCUGCGUUACGAUGGACUGGGAUAUGUGGAAAGAUAUAUCAUCGAAACGGCAAAAUUCUCGCAACUAUUCGCCCACCAGAUCAUCUGGAACAUGAAAGCGAAUGCAUACAAGGAUGAGGACUCUCAAAUUCCCGAUCCGGUCAAACCUACCCUCGACAAGGUGACAGAGAGUUUAAUCUCAAGCUUCGCAAAAAGCGACCGCCUCUUCUACGAGCGCGAGUUCUCGUUCUUCAACGAGGUUACGGGCAUUUCAGGAAAGCUAAGACCAUUCAUCAAGAGCCCAAAGGCAGAGAAGAAGGAAAAGAUAGAAGAGGAGCUCCGCAAGAUCAAGCUUGAAGUUGGCGUCUACUUACCCAGCAAUCCCGAUGGCGUGGUGAUAGGUAUCGAUCGGAAAUCGGGGAAGCCCUUACAAAGUCACGCAAAAGCUCCGUACAUGGCGACAUUUCGAAUACGAAAGGAGAAGUCCGACCUUGUUGGAAUCGAGGCAGGAGAUGCAACCCCCAAUGGUGACGCGGAUAAGCAUCCCAGCUCUUACGAAGUUUGGCAGUCUGCCAUUUUCAAAGUCGGAGACGACUGUCGACAGGAUGUUCUCGCCCUACAGAUGAUUGCGGCCUUUCGCGGAAUUUUCAACAGCGUUGGGCUUGACGUCUACGUAUUCCCGUACCGGGUCACUGCUACAGCACCAGGCUGUGGUGUGAUUGAUGUUCUACCAAACUCGAUAUCUCGGGACAUGCUGGGACGUGAAGCCGUUAAUGGCCUCUACGACUACUUUGUUUCGAAGUAUGGCGGCGAGGACUCAAUCCGCUUCCAGGAGGCUCGGAACAACUUUGUCAAGAGUAUGGCGGCCUAUAGCGUCAUUUCAUAUCUCCUCCAGUUUAAGGAUCGUCAUAACGGCAACAUCAUGAUCGACGAUGCCGGGCACAUCCUCCACAUUGAUUUUGGUUUUUGUUUUGAUAUUGCACCCGGUGGUGUCAAGUUUGAAAGAGCUCCCUUCAAGUUGACCUCCGAGAUGGUCGCGGUCAUGGGCGGUUCCACGACCUCUCAACCAUACCGCUGGUUUGAGGAGCUCUGCAUUAAGUCAUUCUUAGCGUGCCGUGAGCAAUGCGAACAUCUCGCUCAUCUGGUAAUCGCCAUGUUGGACAGCGGUCUGCCUUGUUUCAAACCGGAGACAAUCCAACACUUCAGGGAGAGGUUUGUGCUCGAUCGGACGGAGAGGGAAGCUGCGGACUUCAUGAGAGAGCUGAUUCGAAAGAGCUACAGCAGCAAUUCAACGAAGGUGUAUGACCACUUCCAGCUGCUGACGAAUGGGAUUCCGUAUUAG
This is a messenger RNA of Mytilinidion resinicola, 5904 nucleotides long. Its product is annotated as phosphatidylinositol 4-kinase-like protein STT4. Gene Ontology annotation, molecular function: 1-phosphatidylinositol 4-kinase activity. NCBI's taxonomy places the organism in Eukaryota, Fungi, Ascomycota, Dothideomycetes, Mytilinidiales, Mytilinidiaceae. The transcript is spliced from 11 exons. Gene Ontology annotation, biological process: phosphatidylinositol phosphate biosynthetic process; phosphatidylinositol-mediated signaling. Gene Ontology annotation, cellular component: cytoplasm; plasma membrane. Bases 1 to 5904 code for a protein of 1967 amino acids. The record is from RefSeq and is a predicted model, not a curated record.